Molecule: messenger RNA, 8082 nt
Organism: Lytechinus pictus (painted urchin)
Lineage: Eukaryota; Metazoa; Echinodermata; Echinoidea; Temnopleuroida; Toxopneustidae
Product: sushi, von Willebrand factor type A, EGF and pentraxin domain-containing protein 1-like
Exons: 44
Coding region: 144-7925 (2593 amino acids)
Biological process (GO): canonical Wnt signaling pathway
Molecular function (GO): Wnt receptor activity; Wnt-protein binding
Source: RefSeq, a predicted model, not a curated record
GUCGAAGUGAGCCGAGAACAAGAAACGAGUUUUCAUCUGAAGACAGAAUAGUGUGGGCAGAGCUCCUCACCUCCCCGACUCAGCGAGCUCGAAUCAGCAGUAUUUCAGCAAGCAACACCCCAGGCAGCAAUGCAGCCGUUUCGAUGAGGUACUACUACGAAGAAAACGAGGCGCAGUUCGUUGGCCUUGCUGGUGACUACGCCAACAGAACCCUCUUCUGGUCAUCGACACUCAAUAGAACAAUAUACAAAGGUGGUCUGGAUGACGACUCGGAGGCAUCCGCUCUGUUCGUAGGAACAUCGACAUCGGUCGAAGGACUUGCCGUUGAUUGGAUGGCCAAGAAUCUGUACUGGGCGGACAGUGCUUACGAUUGGAUCAUGGUUUCGGACUACAAUGCAACCUAUUUUACCAUCCUAAUUGAUACUGGGUUAGAAAAACCACGAGGAAUUGCGACUUUCCCCCAAAGAGGAUAUCUAUUUUGGUCAGAUUGGGGAGAGGAAAAGCGAAUUGAGAGGUCAACACUUGCAGGAGAAGGAAGAAUUACUCUUGUUAACAGCAGUAUUCACUAUCCAAAUGGGAUUACCAUUGACACCGAAUCAGAAAGAGUUUUCUGGGUAGAUGCCAUGCCUGAAGGGAGUCGGAUAGAGUGGUGCAAUAUUGACGGGUCAAACCGAACUCUUCUGGUUCAAAUGCAGCGGCAGGUGACGCAUCUUUUCGAUCUUGUCAUCAACGGGAAUGAUAUCUUUAUGACUUCUCUUACGAGGCAUAUGUUGCGUGUGAAUAAGAAUACUGGUGGUGUUUCUGAAACCCUUUCAUUGGGUGCAAGGCCGUUUGGAAUUACGCUUUAUGGUCCUCUAUAUCAACCUGAUGUCAUUUCACCUUGUGCAAGCAAUCCAUGUCAGCAUCUUUGUACAAGCUCACCAGACUCCUCCUUCACAUGUGUCUGUAGCCAUGGUUACGAGCUGACGAAGAAUGGAACAUCUUGUGUCAGAGAUGGUGAAAAAAUAGGCAAACCCCAGCUCCUGUUUGUAACCCGCAAUGAAAUCACCCGCUUCCCGUCAAACUUUGCCGACAUCUCGGAAUCCCAGACCGUGAAGAACAAGUAUCUCGUCGCGAAUCGCACCCUCCUGGUAGCCAUUGAGAUGGACGCCAGGGCGGAAAUGAUGUUCUAUUCCGACUAUGGAAAGCGGGAGAUUUAUCGGGUCCGCCUUUACAGCGGUCGUUCCAUCAAGACCAUCGUUGGCGGAGUAGGAAGUGCAGAAGGGCUAGCUGUAGAUUGGUUGAACCAGAAUCUAUAUUGGACAGAUGCGGUCAGGCGUCACAUAGCGGUGUCACGAUACGAUGGUAGCAGAAGGAAAUAUCUCAUAGUAGAUGAUGUCAUACGUCCAAGAAGUAUUGUUAUCCACGCAAAUUUGAAAUUGAUGUUUUGGACAGAGUUUGGACCUCCAUCACAACUUGAGAGAGCUAAUCUCGAUGGAACAGGACAUAUGCUGAUCAAGACCGGUCUCAACUCACCCAACGGACUUGCUAUAGAUUUCAUCAAUGACAGGUUAUUUUACGCCACGAGGGGUGAUGGCGUCAUCAAUUCUGUCGAUUUUGAUGGCUUGGAAUCUCAGAGAAUAUACCAGAAGUCUGGGGCAAAGUACUUCGACAUUGAGUUGUUCCGUGGAUAUCUCUAUUUUACCGAAUGGGGUACUGAUAGUGGAUUGCAUGCCGUCAGUCUUACCAAGCAAGAACUAGUGAAGAGCAUGCAUGUAUCUAAGGUAGCUUAUGGUGUCCGCAUGUACGACGAUACCAGACAACCUGAUGGAAUAAGUGCUUGCGACGAGGAAUCAUGUGACCAACUGUGCUUACCAAGAUCAACAGAGGGCUUUGUGUGUCAUUGCAGCAUUGGCUUUACCUUGGCAGAUGACAAUGUUACUUGCACUGUUGAUAUCAUGGAAGACAGCUUUGUCCUUAUAGCCGACACCCACAUCCCAGGCAUCUUUCAGAUCAGCAUGGAUGCCCCCAUGACACGAUUCGCUGCUAUCCCCCUGGAGGAUAUGGUACGAACUAUCGCACUGGCCUAUGACCCCAUUGACAGCAUGGUGUAUUGGACGGAUGUAAGGCUUGGAUCGUUCAGCAGGGCUCAUCUCAAUGGCACGGGCCAGGAGACUCUUGGAAGAUCUGGCGUUGAUGGUCCUGAUGGUCUGACUAUAGACCCAAUAUCCCGUUUGCUGUAUUGGACCGACGUGGCCCGGAACACCAUCACAGUCUCCAGUCUAGAUGGGACUACCAUCAAGACCUUGAUAGAUACAGACCUGGACCAGCCUAGAGCCAUAGUUCUAGACCCAGUAGGCGGUUACAUGUAUUACAGUGACUGGGGGUCAGUACCAAAGAUAGAAAAGGCUCAUAUGGAUGGUACUAAUAGACAGAUCAUUGUGGACUCGGAAAUUGCUUGGCCAAAUGGUAUUGCUUUAGACGUUGAUGCCGGUAAACUCUACUGGGGUGAUGCCAAGAUAGAUCGCAUCGAGCGGGUGAACCUUGACGGGACCGGCCGUGAGAUGAUCGUCAAUCUGGCGCCGAGGGGACACCCGUACGGGGUCGCCAUCUACGGAGAUCACGUUUAUUGGAGCGACUGGAAGAAAUAUGGUUUAAUGAGGGCCAAUAAGAACAAUGGAUCUGGGAUGGAGGAAGCCGGACCGCAGACGUUUACACGGGUCAGCGAGAUUCAUAUUUAUAACUCUACUAGAGAAUCAGGAAGCAAUGACUGUUCUGUAGAAAAUGGAGGAUGCAGUCAUCUUUGUAUUCCUACCCCUACUGGUAGAGUGUGCAAGUGUUCUGAUGGCAUUGAAUUGGACACUGAAACAAAUACAACAUGCCUCACAUCAAAUCUGACAUGCAGUGCAAACGUAUCAUUUGGUAGUUUCCUAAUGGAGGAUUGCACCUUUGAGCCCGGAAGACGAUGUACUGUAGAGUGCAUCCCGGGCUACUGGUCUGAAACGGAGAAAUAUGAUGUCCUCUGUUUGCCUAAUGGGGAAUGGGAUAUGGAUAUGAGCACAUUCUGUACAGUGGUUGAAUGCCCAGUGGUUAAUGUCACAGCCAAUGCUUCAGUGGUUGCUUGUGCUGAUCCCCCAAUCCAGAAUUCCACAUGUGUUCAUGAAUGUCAGCUUGGAUACAAGUGGAGCAGUGGAAAUGCUCACCUGACUUGUGAGAAGGAUGGCACAUGGUCUGGCGCAACACUUUAUUGUACAGCAAUAACUUGCCCACCGUUUGAUAACCUUGACAAUGGAAUGUACCGACCAACCAACUGUUCCACUGUUGGAGGACUAUUUGAUGAUGAGUGUCUGUUGUUUUGUCAACAUGGCUAUCAACACUUUGGCGCAUAUCGGCGUACAUGUGGGCUGGAUGGGAGAUGGUCCGAUGAAGAAAUCGAGUCGACCUGCAUUGAUAUAACCCCACCUAAUUUUGGCGAUACCUGCCCGGAGAGUCGCAACAUGACGGCAGAACGCGGCAUGAGCUACAUACUCCUCAACAUCUCCGACCCUGUAGCGACCGACAAUUCCGAGGGUAAUGUGACGUACCGUCGAUCGGCUACGUCUCCUUUCCAAUUGGAUGAAGGCGAGAAUAUCCUCUCUGUGUAUGCUUCCGAUGAGGCUAAUAAUACAGCUAAAUGCGAGACAAUAGUAAAUUUGACAGUGAAAUAUUGUGAUUACCUGAGCGUGCCUUUGAACGGAGGUAUCUUUGGUAACUGCAGCUAUCACUAUGGAUCUGUGUGUCAUUAUUCAUGUAACCCUGGUUACCGUCUCAUCGGAUCAGACACCCGAACCUGCGAAAUGGGUGGCCCCGAUGGCACCCAGCCUACAUGGGUCGGCGAGAGAGCCAUUUGUGAACGUGUAGAAUGUCCGCAUCCAGUCGUACCAAACAAGGUAGUAAAGUCUGGCUGUGAGGCCCCCUAUACCCUAGAUGCAGAAUGUACCUUCAUGUGUGAUCCUGGGUACUUCAAGGUUAACGGGACGGCACUCAGAACUUGCCAGGAAGACGGAACCUGGUCUGGGGAGGAUUUCUACUGUGAAAGUAGGAGGUGUGAUCCCAUCGCACCGUUCGAACACGGUGUUAUAGAGCCGCCAUCUUGUGUGACAAUUGGAGGAACGGUUCACAACGUCUGUACACUUUCUUGUAGCGAUGGUUAUCGAUAUCAAGGACAAGCAGAACAUACAUGCCAAGAGAUAGGAGGAUGGAGUAAUUACGAUGAUUCUCAUAUAUGUGAAGAUGCCUUGGCCCCACAUUUCAAUGGCACAUGCCCACCAGAUCAAACCGUAAUCGCUCCUGCUGGCUCAACGCAAGCAGUCGCUACGUGGGAUUUGCCGGAGCCAGUAGACCCUAAUGGUGCUAUAUAUAACUUCACCGCAACACGAAAGUCUGGUGUUACAUUAUCAGAGGGCACGCAUGCUAUCGUCAUAACUGCUACGGAUAUGUCUGGAAACACAGCAACUUGUCGGUUUUAUGUCACAGUUCAGGUGAUCAGAUGCCCACAGGAGCUCCUACCCAGUAAUUCUCACUGGAUCGGAAACUGUUCCCAGCUUGUUGGUAGCAGUUGUACGUUGGGUUGUCAGACUGGGUAUAAUGUAUCAGGGGCAGUUACUAAGAAGUGCGUUUGGGACCAGCGGAGCUCGACGGGCAACUGGGAGUGGCAGGGAAACCAACCAGUUUGCCAAGCUGUGACGUGUCCUGCUUUCCCAGUCGAUCAAAGGCGAAUGAAAGUCUUUGGCUGUGGAGUGAGCCCCACCAACCAAUCACCUCAACGCUAUGGAACACAAUGUAAGAUCUUUUGUAUGGCAACCAUGCAGAUGUUCCUGAUAAGGGGAACACCCUUUGUUAACUCCUUAUGUGGCGAGGAUGGGAACUGGUCUCCGACUGUUGAAUGUCGACCAACAUACUGUCCGCCUCUUGAGCUCGCUCCCAACGUGGUAGUUCGGAGUAGGCCACCAACGGGAGACAUCUGCACUGACGGCCCAGUACCUUCCGGUACCAUGUGCUUUCUUGGGUGCAGAGAUGGUUAUGUCUUGAACACAGUAAUUGGUAUUACUCGGUGCAUGUCUGAUGGAAGAUGGUUAAGAAAAGAUAGCAGAACUCCAUUGAAAUGCAUUGAUUCGACACCACCUAAGUUUACCAACCCUUGUCCUUUGAAUGUAACUGUCAUGGUACCUCGGUGCAGCAUCUCGGCGAACGUGACCUACAGCAUUCCACAAGCUACUGAUAAUGCGAGUAAUGUUUCCAUCUCGGGCCCCAACGAAACCUUUCCGGUUCUGCUCUCAAGAGGGCGCCAUCAGAGGAUAUAUUCUGCACGGGAUAAGGCAGGAAACGUAGCCAUGUGCCAAGUUGACAUCAAAGUGGUCGCACCUGUAUGUAGAGAUGAACCCGAAUGGAGGUCGGGAUCCCUGAGGGUGGAAUCCAUGUCUUGCCGAAACCUGCUCGGGUCCACAGUGAGAUUUACCUGCGCCAACCCCGGAAUGCGCCUCGUCGGAAUGCGAGAGCGUGUGUGCCAGCAGAAUGCGCAGUGGAACGGUACCUCACCAACAUGUGAAAUGAUGACAUGCCCGGCAUUGGACUUACCACCCAACUCCAUAGCUAUCCCAAGCUCGUGUUCUACCAGUAAUCUAGUGAAUGGUGGAACAUUCUGUAAAGUCACAUGCGGUCGAGGUUUCUCCGGAUCAUACGUACGAACCCGGUGCGCCAACAAUGGAACAUGGACUCAGGAUAUCACUGGAGUACAGUGCAGAGAUACAGCCCAUCCUGUAUACUCCUAUUGCCCUCCGGGAAUGACCGUAUCUCUCCAACCGGGAGCCAACACGGCAGCGGUUCGAUGGAGACUUCCUGUCCCCACUGAUAACGUUGGUGUUGUAAAUACCACGUCACCAGGUGUAUUCCCUCCCGUUCAGCUUGCUCCAGGCACAGAGCUCUUCACCUACACGGCUACAGAUGCACAGGGCCUAACAGGAACAUGCAGCUUUGAUGUCACUGUUGUUGAUGCUGAGCCUCCUGUAGCUUUGAAUUGUCCUGGUGAAGAUGAAGUGAUCAUCGUCCAGGCAAACGCGAUUCCUGUGCGGGUGGAUUAUACAGCGCCCUUGUUUACAGACAACGUGGGCAUUGCACAUGAACGGAAGGUGCAGUGGUAUUCACGCUAUCGAUGGCAAGACAAUUUUGCUUUUGAAUGGGGAUACACAGAACUGAACUUCAUGGCUAUGGACACCGCUUCCAACACAGCUAAUUGCAACCUGAAAUUUGAAGUUAUACAGUCUACGGAAUGUCCUGAGCUGGUAGCCCCGCCCAACUCCCAACUGACCUGUGACGAGUCAGGGUCGGUGUGUCGUCUCGCGUGUAAUGCAGGUUUCAUACAGGCCAGUGAGGAUAUCCAAAUGGUCUUCAGCUGCCAGAGUAGUGGAUUGUGGAAUAGCAGUACAGAAUGGGAUAAGAAUCCUUUCCUACCAGUAUGCACUCGCAGACAAGUUGCUUCUUCUGUGACAUGGGAUAUGACUGCUGACGUGGUAUUCACCCUAGAUGGACGCUGUCCGACAGAAAGAAAUGAUCUCCAAACAAGUUUUGAGACCCUCUUCCAAACGAGUAGUCUGUUUAAAGCAUGUAGCCGUGAGAACUCUGUCAGCUGCGCACUCUCCGACAUAUCGGUGUCUUGCCGCUCAGAUUCAUCCGUCCCUGCUGGAGGACCGAGAAGAAGAAGAAGAGAGAGUCCUCCAAGGACCGUCGCACCACCGCCAGAUACAGCUACAUUUGCUCUAAGGAUGACAACGACAAGUGAUGUAUCAUCGGUUCCAAGUUUUUUCAGUAACUACGACACAAGCAUAAACAACAUGUGGAGUCAGGAUGAUGUUUCGCUCUCGCUUCCGAAUAGCGUGACAGCAACCCUUGACCCCGCCCGAUCCGGGCUUGGGGAUUUCAUGCCCAUCUGUGGGCGUGGUCAAGUCGAAGUCAACAAGCUUUGUGAAUACUGUCCUCCUGGCACUUUCAAGAACUUGAGGGCGCCCGUCUGUGAGCGAUGCCGUAAGGGAUCCUAUCAGAGUCUGAUGGGGCAGACGACCUGUAUACGUUGUGCUGACGGAAAGAGUACCCGAGCUACUGGUGCAUACAGUGCGGACCAUUGUGAAGACAUGUGUUUGGCUGGGACGUACUCCUACCUUGGUCUUGUACCCGACUGCUUGCAGUGUCCUCGAGGUUCCUUCCAAGAGAACAGAGGGCAGAGAGGCUGUGAACCUUGCUCGGGUAACACUACAACGUCUGGUCCUGGAGCUUCCUCUUCAAGGUCAUGUAUAGAUCCUGCUGAUGUGACGUCACCACGCCCUACAACAGAAGGGGAUGAUAUUAGCGGAGAAGUGACCCCGACAGAUUCUAAUGCACAAUCGGAGACCACUCAACCCGGAACCUUGAGCAUCAAGUCGUCUCCUGCCAUCAUGGUAACUGAUGGCAAAGGUACUGUAACCAUGACAACACAAACAAGAGGGCACCCCCAUACACCGGGAAGGAAGACGGGAGAAGUAAAGGGUGGAUUGGGUCAUGGGGUGGUCAUCGGUAUCUGCGUUGUUCUUUUCCUCUUGAUCGUUAUCAUUCUCGUGAUCGUUGUGGUGCUGUGGAAGCGACGUUCUGAUAACAUUCCAAUGAUAAAAUUAACCAACAUCAGUUCAUCUCCCGAUGAAUACACUGAUGAUGAGGAUGAUGGUAUUGUUGGAGAUGGAAAAUAUCAUCAGAUGCAGGAGAUGGAUCAUUUUGAUCUGGAACAUUUAGCAACUUACGGAGAUGAAGAUACACCGCAGGCCAAGCGGAAUAGUUUCAGCAAUGCCCUUUUUAAAUCGGAGGAUCAGGAUCACCCGGGGGACGAUGCUCCAAAGGAAAACGUUCAAGUCUGGACGACAUUCGAUGAAUCACAGACAUAAUCCUGCCAUCAAUAAAGCUAUAACAUGACAAUAGAGAUCUAAUUUGAUGUCACAUUUUCUGUUGCAUUUCAUCUUUUUUUAAUAUCAUAUCUUGAGAAGAGCAUGAUGACAAGCAUUAAAGGAAACCAAAACCAAAGAUAAGAAGCAAUCUUAUUGG